Messenger RNA from Nelumbo nucifera (sacred lotus), 1331 nucleotides. RefSeq names its product Pentatricopeptide repeat (PPR) superfamily protein. The record is from RefSeq and is a predicted model, not a curated record. NCBI's taxonomy places the organism in Eukaryota, Viridiplantae, Streptophyta, Magnoliopsida, Proteales, Nelumbonaceae.
GUUUAGAUACGAAAAUCAAGAUGUGGUUGGACUUUGGACGACUUGGUCGUAGGAGCCAAGUAAAGCCCAACUCCAAAUCGCUUCCUUCUGUUAUCCGGCUUCCUCUCACCUCUUCCGUUUCGCAGAGGAAGAAAAGUAAAAUCAAGCAUUUAUUUGCGUAGAAUCAAGUACCAUCAUCUCAACUGCCGGUUUACUAAGAAAAUUUGGACUGAGACAGGCAGCAUGACCAAUACAAGAACACAAUUCUCCCGUUGCCAUCUUUUGAUUUGGGAAUAUGGAGAUGAUGGUGAAGAAGCACCAGCAGAAGUUCAGAAAAGUUAAAGAUGAUAUGAGUAGAUGGGAUCAGCUUCAAUCUCAAUUGCUUGCUCAGUUCAGAAAUGCCUCUUCAAUCAUUGAGAGGUUGCAGGUACUACAAGAACCUAAAAAUUAUGGUGUAUUCACAUGUAUCAGUGGCAUCCGAGAGGAGGUGCUAGGAAAGCAAAUGGAGUCUUUGGAAACAAUCUUUCUUUCCAUGAAAAAGACAAUAGAAGAGUUCCAUUCCAUUGUUGUGUCCCUUGAAAAGAUUCUUAGAGAUGGUAGACAACUAAUGAAAGGGGGAUCUAUAUCACCAUCCACUAAGCAGAUGCAGCUGCGGAUUGGGAUACGGCCAAGUCUUUUCGAUUGUCUAGAGGGACUUAGGAUUAUUUUUGAGAUGCACUACUCCGAGUACCUUCUCAAGUCAUCAAUUGUUUCAGCACUCUCCUUGAAGUCCAGUGCUAGUGAUUUAGGAGCACUUAAUCAACUUUUGAUUGACCAGCCUAACAUCCCAAAAGAAGAAGUGCAAUUCAUUUUUGACAUCAUAUUUGCUGAAGAAAUCUGUUGACUUUUGCCAUAUCCAAUCUGUUGGUGCUAUACACAUUUCUCUACAUCUGGAUUGGAACUUAGAACGGAAGGUGCCAGGUAGCUCGUUGGCAAGGUCUCUGACUGGUUGUAGUGGAGACUUGGGAUCAAAUCUCACCUUCACCAGGUUUUGGGGGUUGGGGAGGGCUUUUGUGUAAGAAUGCCAAAGGUUAGGACUGUAUCCAGUUUACCCCUCCCAAGACCCAGAUAACGGUCUUGGCUCUGGUGACUAGUUUACAAUAAGUUCAGCUCUUCUGUUAGUGAAGGAGAUUGAUCUUUUUGGUUGCAUUACUCCCAUUGGGUAAGCCUCACUCUUGAUUUGUGACCCGAAAAAUUAUGUGACUCACUGGAUUUGUCUUAUGACAUGGCAACAGUUCUCUCUAAUUCCUCUAUGCGUUCUGUUAUGCUACAUGAGUAAACUAUGAUCUGUUCGGUUCAGUUAUAUAGAUAAA